CUCAAUUUUGUUCCCGCAGCUUUUUUUUCUUUCUCAUCUUUGGGGAUUACAGCGGCGAUCGCGUGCCACCGCCAGCGGAUCGGCCAUGCAGCUGCGCAGUCUGUGGACGGCCGGCAGCGUCCUGGCGCUGUGCAGCUUGGCCGCGGGGAGCCCCGUGAGCAACGAGCCGCUGGCUGCGCCGCGCGUCUUUGUCUCCUUCAAAGAGCUGAGAUCUACGGGCACGGCUCGUGACUUUGCCUACCUCCUCAACACCUCCGAUUACCGCAUCUUGCGAAUGGACGAGGACUAUGACCGCAUGUACAUUGGUAGCAAGGAUCACGUCCUGUCUCUGGAUCUCCAUGACAUCAACAAGGACCCUCAUAUUAUUCACUGGCCAGUGUCUGAACGAAGAAAGACGGAAUGCCUCGCCAGCGGGAAAGACGCCAGCGAAGAGUGCGCCAACUUCAUCCGUCUCAUCGAGCCAUGGAAUAGGACGCAGCUGUACGUCUGUGGCACCGGCGCUUACAAUCCAGUCUGUACCUUUGUCAACCGGGGGCGCAAGUCGCAGAGCUCGGCGUAUCUACAGAUGGCGCAGGCCCGGGGGAGAGCGAACCGCGCCGCUGAAGCCGGCGCUGCGCAUGAGACGCUCGGACUGGAGGAAGACAUUUUCCAUCUGGAGCCCAACAAGGUGGAGUCCGGGAAAGGAAAGUGCUCCUACGACCCCAAGCUGGACAGCGUUUCGGCUCUAAUUAAUGGCGAACUCUACACCGGCGUCUACGUGGAUUUUAUGGGAACGGACUCGGCCAUUUUCCGCACUUUGGGGACAAAGAGCGCCAUGCGAACCGAUCAGUACAACUCCAGAUGGUUGAAUGAUCCCGCUUUCGUCCACGUGCACCUGAUCCCCGACAGCGCGGAGAGGAAUGACGACAAGCUGUAUUUCUUCUUCCGGGAGACGUCCUCGGAGAUGGGCCAGAGUCCCGUGACCCAGUCCCGCAUCGGACGCAUCUGCCUGAACGACGACGGCGGUCACUGCUGCCUGGUCAACAAGUGGAGCACCUUCCUGAAGGCCAGGCUCAUCUGCUCCGUGCCCGGCGCCGACGGGAUGGAGACGCACUUUGACGAACUCCGUGAUGUUUACAUCCAACCAACGCAGGACCCCAAGAAUCCCGUUAUAUACGCCGUCUUUACCGUCUCCGGGUUGGUCUUGCCGCUCGAUACGAAUGAGUGGAAUUCCGAUUCCCGCCGACAGAUCUGCCUUUUUCUGCGUUUCAACUCUCCUGAGAACGCGUUCUCUCCCCCCCCUCCCCGCAUCAGCUCUGUGUUCAAAGGUUCGGCCGUUUGCGUCUACUCCAUGGCUGACGUUCGCAUGGUCUUCAACGGGCCCUUUGCCCACAAGGAAGGUCCCACUUACCAGUGGGUGGCCUACACCGGGAAGAUCCCCUACCCCCGCCCGGGCACAUGCCCCGGGGGUACGUUCACCCCCAACACCAAGUCCACUAAGGACUACCCGGACGAAGUGAUCAACUUCAUGAGGACUCACCCGGCCAUGUACAAUUCGGUCUACCCGGCGCACAAGCGCCCCCUAGUGGUGCGCACCAACGCGGACUACGAGUUCACCACCGUGGCGGUGGACCAGGUGACCGCUGCGGACGGCAACUACGAAGUGCUCUUCUUGGGAACCGACAAGGGAACGGUUCAGAAAGUUAUCGUUCUUCCCAGAGAUGACCUGCAGACCGAGGAGCUGGUACUGGAGGAGGUUGAGGUGUUCACGGUCCCCACCCCGGUGACGACAAUGAAGGUGUCCUCUAAAAGGCAACAGCUGUACGUGUCAUCUGCGGUGGGGCUGACCCAGCUGGCGCUUCACCGCUGCGACGCUUACGGAGAAGCGUGCGCCGACUGCUGUCUGGCCAGAGACCCGUACUGCGCCUGGGACGGCAAGUCGUGCUCCCGUUACUCGGCUUCCCAGAAGAGGCGUAGCCGGAGACAGGACGUCAAGUACGGGAACCCCAUUCGCCAGUGUCGAGGCUUCAACUCCAACGCUAAUAAGAACACACUUGAGACGCUGCAGUACGGGGUGGAGGGAAGCGCGACCUUCCUGGAGUGUCAGGCCCGCUCCCCGCACGCCCUCAUCAAAUGGCAUCUGCAGCGAGAUCACAGCGAGCGCAGGAAGGAGAUGCGUUCCGACGGUCGGAUCUUCAAAAGCGAGCAAGGUCUGCUCCUGCGCUCUCUGCAUCCUUCGGACUCGGGCACGUACCAGUGCACCGCCACGGAAAAGAACUUCAAGCACACCCUGGUCAAGUUGCAGCUGGUGGUGCUGUCGAGCCGCGCCGUCAACAGCGCCCUGGCCGAAGGCGCCGGAGGUCCCCGGGCGUCUUGGCCGCACUCCGGCGCCCAGUGGAGCGGCGCGGGCCAGUACCGGGACCUGCUGACCAUUCUCAGCCAGCCGGAGAUGAGCCUCAUCAAUCAGUAUUGCCAGGACUACUGGCGCUCGGGAGAGCCCGCGCUCGCUGCCCUCAAGGUCAAAGAGUUCAAGGAACACAAGAAGCCUCGCAACCGCCGGCAUCACGGGGGGGCGGCCAAGGAAGAAGAGCGGGACGGCGUCCAGACAUGAGGAGAACGAAACCCAUCCCGCCCCCACUUUCCCCUCCCCAAUGAAAACUGCAAGAGACUCCUUGAGCGAAGCAACGGGAAAACGUAUACGCACGCCAGGAAAAGCCCCGACAUCCGUUGCUUCAAAGCUACUUCCGUAUUUAUUGUAGGUUGCAUCUAGUUGGCCCGUCAUUGUGUGCAUUUGAUUUGUACCGAAAAGAAAACGGGCCGGUCGUGUACAGGUAACCUCGGGGCAAAUGUCGUCGUCGUCGUCCUUCAAUAGAUUGUUGCCGUUAUUCGUCCGUCAUCUGACGUCGGAGAGAGUCAAGUGCCCUUGAGUGCGUCAGCGAGGAAGCGCUUUGCAAAAUGUCUGGCGGUGACGGCGUGGCUUAUGUUUCGCCGUGCCGGGACAUCCGCGGGACCAACGUGGACGCAUGUGCGCUGAGACGUCGGGGAGCGCGGACUUGAAAAAUGCUCCCGGUCGUUGAAGAGUUGAACAGUUGUGUCGCAUUCAAAUAUGCGCGCCGUUUCACUCAGCAGAUAUGAUCUGGUGUCGUUUUUGGUUUUAAAUCAAACCUGUUCUGCCGUGAGUCACGCCUGCUUGAUUCAAAUCCAAACUUCACAUCCUACCGAGUCCAAUCGAGUCAAGGUUUUGUCCAAAGGGGUGACAACUGGGGCCAAACGCCACCGGCGCACUUGCGGACGUCUGUGAAUACUCUCAAUGAAAUAGUUGAGGCUAGCAAUAGUUGCAUGAACCUUUUGCCUGUUUGGAAAGGACAUUUCCAUUGAGCGGUGUCACAAUGUCGUGGCGCUCGCCAAAUGUCGGGAAGCUGGCUUUCUUUCUGUGCAUGAAAAUGUAUCUUAUGCUGAAAAGUCCUGUUUGUAUGUGUGUGCUUGCUUUUUUUUUUCCUGUUCGCCACCAGAAGGAAUGAAUGGGAGCAUACGAGGACGCUUGCUUCAACGGUACGCCUGAUCAAACGGUCAAUGUGCGGCAACAAUAAAACAUUUUUGAACUGGACAUUUAAGACUUGACUUUCCCGUACGUGGACGGAGUCCGCCACCUGCGGCCAUUUAUUCGCGCUCUCUUUUUCGCGUGACAGUCAUUCAAAAAGGGAAGAAAAUGAGAUUUCAACUCUAGCCGUCGAUCACUCGUCAAUUUGGCAAGAGAAAAAGGGACCCCGCAGACCUCUGAAGAGGUGACGGCCGUACUUGCUACGCUUGCGUUUUGUACACGACGCUUGCAGAGAAAGAAAGUCGCCUGCCGGUUCUGCAUUCUGCAUUCACGUGAGGCCCUCGCUUUAUCGGACAGAGAAGGAAGUGCUUUGCUGCCACCGUGUGGCGUCUCUUGGUCACGACAAAGAUUUUUGUGUGAGCGACAAUUCCCGCUGGAGUUUUUGCUGCGAUGCAAAAUGUGUCUUAUUUAUUCGAUAUUGUUUGCUCGUUGUUAUUUGUGUCGCUACUCAAAUGCAAUUGAUAUGUGGCGUGGGUUGUUCCGUGCGUUCUGUGAAUGUAAACGCGGUUGAAUGGGAUCUGUACAUGCAAAUAGCACAAACGAAUAAAGUAUCAUUGAAUAAC
Messenger RNA from Hippocampus zosterae (dwarf seahorse), 4143 nucleotides. RefSeq names its product sema domain, immunoglobulin domain (Ig), short basic domain, secreted, (semaphorin) 3Fb (gene sema3fb). Lineage: Eukaryota; Metazoa; Chordata; Actinopteri; Syngnathiformes; Syngnathidae. Gene Ontology annotation, biological process: negative chemotaxis; semaphorin-plexin signaling pathway; neural crest cell migration. Gene Ontology annotation, molecular function: semaphorin receptor binding; chemorepellent activity. The coding region runs from base 86 to 2590 and encodes 834 amino acids. The transcript has 17 exons. The record is from RefSeq and is a predicted model, not a curated record.